Molecule: messenger RNA, 1080 nt
Organism: Hypoxylon trugodes
Lineage: Eukaryota; Fungi; Ascomycota; Sordariomycetes; Xylariales; Hypoxylaceae
Product: V-snare-domain-containing protein
Exons: 3
Coding region: 162-845 (227 amino acids)
Biological process (GO): Golgi to vacuole transport; macroautophagy; retrograde transport, endosome to Golgi
Cellular component (GO): ER to Golgi transport vesicle membrane; Golgi apparatus; endoplasmic reticulum membrane
Molecular function (GO): SNARE binding; SNAP receptor activity
Source: RefSeq, a predicted model, not a curated record
AGGCAACGAGUUGCUUCUUAAUCUCACGACAACGACAUACGUACGCUCCUUUAACCACGAUCCUCUCCGUGAGAGCCUUCGAGACGUCCAUUCCAAUCAUCUACCAAAGAACGAAUAACCUGACGUAACCUCUCAACGACAACCAUCCCAACACAAUCAACAUGUCCAACCCUCUCGACACAGACGCCGGCUCCGAGCUCUUCGGCAGCUACGAAGCCGAAUUCAAGUUGGUCCAAGCCGACCUAACCCAAAAGCUAGACCAGAUCUCCGAACUCAACGGCGAACCGCGCAAAUCCGCCAUCAGCGCCGCCGAACGAGCUCUAGAGGAGGCCGAUGAACUGCUCGGCCAAAUGCGUCUCGAAAAACAAAACAUCCCCUCAUCCUCGCGCACAAAAGUAAACCAACGUUUCCGAAACUACGAAACCGACGUCGACUCCGCAAAGCGCAAGCUCCGUUCCCUAGCCUCCGACCGAGCGGCUCUCUUCGGCUCUCGAUACACGGAUGAUCCAUCCACACCCACCGAUGUCCAGCUAGAGCAACGCCAACAACUUCUCAGUGGAACCGACCGUCUCGAUCGCAGCUCGCAAAGGCUACGCGCGAGCCAGGCUCUAGCCAACGAGACAGAGGCUAUAGGCGCAGGAACCUUGGCUGAUUUACAUGCGCAGCGCGAGCGCAUCUCGCAUACGGGCCAGGUGCUGUAUGAGAGUGAGGGUUAUGUCGAUCGUAGUGUGAAGACGUUGAGGGGGAUGGCGCGUAGGAUGGCUACGAAUCGGGUAAUCACCAUCGCCAUUAUCACUGUCUUAGUGAUCCUCAUUCUCGCCGUUAUCUACAGCAAGUUCAGAUGAUCAAAGCCGUCGGAAAAGUUAUAUUCAGCCGUGGCUACACAGCCAGUCGGUCCCGAAUUCUGUAGAAGUGGCAUUUGUAAAUUUUCACCCAUGUAUCUUGUGCGCUUGAAAGGAGAAAGAAAGUUACCCACGGCGUUUUACGGAAGCGUUAAAGUAUAGGAAGGGCAUUGGAACCAUCAUCACAGUCGUUUCACUCGUACAUAUUCCCAUCCUACCAUCAAUUAUUGAAUUUUGU